Miscanthus lutarioriparius is the source of this 1167-nucleotide messenger RNA. NCBI's taxonomy places the organism in Eukaryota, Viridiplantae, Streptophyta, Magnoliopsida, Poales, Poaceae. The record is from the annotation of a GenBank genome assembly.
AUGUCGCUGUCGGAGUUCAUCGUCUGGCUUGUUGGUAGAUCUGGCGGAGGUAAUCGGCUGCCAGAAUGUGCUAAAAGAACCAGGUCCUUCAGUUAUCCUGAGAACGUGAUUGCAGAAUUUCGAACUCCAAUGUUGAAAGAGGCUGUGGAAAUGUCUACAGAUGAAGAAUCAGAUGGUGUUGUUAUAUGCCAUCCGAAUGGCAACACUGAUGGAUGUGACGAAACCAUUAGUGGUAGUCAUGAUGAUGAUAGCCCAGAAGGCCAGGAAACUAGUUCCAUUAAGGACCCUGAUGUCGAAGGUGACACACAGGAAGAAGGUGACACACAGGAAGACAAGUGUGUAAAUCAAGAUUCACUGAAGUUGAUUGAUCAAGAGAAGUCUGCUCCCCCCAAGUCCCCAGCAAAGUCUGCGACUGCCAGUUCCGGAUCGGAGAGGCCUAAACGUGUUGUUCCCCAACCAUUCUCUCUUUCUACUCAAAGAAGGACAUCUGGAGUAAAUGGCAGUGUGACCAAUCCAUCGGCCAAUAAGGAUAAAUCUGGUGAUAAAAGUAGCAUCUCUCCAGCAAGCAUGACAAAGAAGAGUACGCCGAUGGCACCUAGGAAGACUUUGCAGCCUGAGCAGGCAUUUCACCCUCUGGAAGAGGACUCUUGUUCUGUGACUUCAUCAACUACAACAUCAACAAGAGCUGGCAGAACUAAGACAACUGUUCCUGUUGCCCCUUCAUUUGUGUGUGCUAACCGUGCUGACAAGAGGAAGGAGUUCUACACAAAAUUAGAGGAGAAACAUAAAGCUUUGGAAGCAGAGAAGGACGAGGCUGAGUCCAGGAAAAAGGAAGAGCAAGACGUUGCUUUAAAACAACUAAGGAAGUCAUUGGUGAUUAAAGCGAAACCCAUGCCAAGCUUCUAUCAAGAAGGGCCCCCACCAAAGGCUGAACUUAAGAAGGUGCCUCCUACUCGUGCCAAAUCGCCAAAGUUUACAAGUUCAAGGAGAAAGAGCUGCAGUGAUACACCGCAGACACCUGAGGGGAAAAAUACCAAUGCAACAUCUACCCGGUCACAUCGUCACAGCAUUGGGACUUCAAAAGACGCUAACAGAGUACAAUGCUCGCCGAAGAGUGGUGUGGCGACCAAAACUAGAUCUCUCAAGCCUGAGUUGAAGGCCCUCUGA